GUAGCCCAAUUGGUGACGUGUUAUUACUUUUUCUGUAUUUGCAACAGUUUUCUGUGAUUUUAAACUUUAACCCAACUUUAGCACUUUCUAAAAGCUGUUUUAAAGAAAAAAAACUGUCGGGUAUGUGUCAGACAUUAUCGCAAAUAGUAUUAUAUUUAACUUGCGGUUUACAUCUGUUGUAUUCUUUGUAUUCAACUGAAACUAUACCAAAGUACGCUUUAGGUGCAUUUGUUUGUUAUUAUACUCAACCUGAGUUGCAUCAUGCUCAUAGUGAGUUUUGUUAUGCUGCGCUAGUAUUUUUUUCAAACUACAAGAUUCUCUUACCACUUCUUUUUCAGCUAUAUUACUUGAUAGCUAGUAACAUAUGAAAAUGUAACGAAGAAGAAAAAGAUGGAAAAAGACGAUAAGGAAAGUAUUCUUAAUGAUGCUCAGAUGAGCCCAGAUAUAGGCAAAGCAAAUGAAUAUUGCACUUCACCUGAAGAACCUGCUAAACCAGUACUAGAAGCAGACGAGUAUAUAGAAGAAGUCGGAGAUUGUGGAUUGUAUCAAUUUAGAACACAAGUUAUCUUUUUACUUUUCAUGGUGGUAAUAACAUCACAAAUCUUCAUAAGUUACUUUGUUGUUCACGAUCCACCUUGGCAAUGUAAACAAAACAGCACAGUAUGUAACUUCACAUCCCCUAUCUCUUCACACGACCAUGUAAACUUUCGCGAGAAAUGUAAAAUGCCGCGAAGCGAAUGGGAAUUCACGAAACAUAAAGAAUACUCUAUUGUAACUCAGUUUGAAUUGGUUUGCAAUCGAGAAUAUUAUGCUACAGUUAGUCAUUCCUUGGUGUUUAUUGGUAUGGGCGGUGGUGCUUUAAUAAUGACUUAUCUGAUGGACAGAUUUGGACGUAAAACAAUCAUAUUCCCAUCCGUGUUUGCUAUUAUAUUUAGCGCUAUUCUUUCUGUCGUUGCCAAUCACUUGAUAUUGUUCAUAGUCUCUCGCCUUGUGAUUGGUAUAGCUCUCAGUGGAGGGGUGAUCUUUGUACUAGCUGCUGAAAUCUCUGGACCAAAAUAUCGCGCACUGACAUCUACAAUGAUUUGGGUUUAUUUUUCUGGAGUGUUGGUGUUAUUAACAGGAGUGGCGUAUCUAUCACAAAAUUGGAAGACUCUGGAGCUAACAUUCACAGUUCCUUUUUUACUGCUAAUAUUCACUUGGAGGUACUUUCCAGAAUCAAUACGUUGGAUGAGAAUGAAUGACAAACUUGAAGAAGCUGAAGAGUUAUUGAAAUCAAUGGCAAAGAUAAAUGGCAAGCCAGUACCUAACGCUACUCUUCGUAGAGAAUCUCAAACACACACAACCACAACAUUUCUACAUUUAUUUUAUCCAAUGAAGGUUUUUACCCAAACAUCAAUACAAAGUUUAGCAUGGUUUGUGUCUGGUCUUACAUACUUCGCUGCUACGUUCGCUGCUCAAGAUCUAAGUGGAAACUUUUAUAUGGACUUCAUAUUGACCAGUAUCAUCGAAGUACCUGCUAAUGUUGCGGUUAUUUUCUUCUGUGACAGAAUUGGGCGUAAAAGAGCAGUUAUAACACAUUAUUAUUUAGCUUCAGUGGCUUGUCUUAUAGUGUCAUUUACACCACUUGAACCGAAUGGAAAUACAGAAAAGAAGUUUGUCAGAUUAGCUGCUGGAAUUAUUGCGAAGUAUGCUGCAACAUGUUACUUCAAUUCACUGUAUAUCUGGUCUGCAGAAUUAUAUCCGACAUCUAUAAGAGCUCAAGCUAUUGGAUUUUUGUUAGCAAUCAGCAGAUUUGGUGGUUCUCUUGCACCAAUGGUCAUCACCACCUUGAAAUAUGUUAAUGAAGCGUUUCCAUUUCUGUUGAUGACAAUUCUUAAUAUUAUCGCCGGAACGUUGUGUUUAUAUCUUGGCGAUACAAAAGAUGUACAUAUACCUGAUACAAUGGAGGAAUAUAUAGAUUCCCUUUAAAACAUGAUCCAAUACUGCUUAUAUUCAACAACAUUCUUCUAAACUUGGAAAGACUGCUGAAACUCUGCAGCGAGACUCCUUUUUACUGAAAAUCUAUAAGUACAGCAUUGACUGCUCCAAAACACAUGAGUGAAUACAAAGCGUUUUUUAAAAUAAUAAGAAGCAAUAAGAAAUCAUUUAUUAAAGAAUACUUAAACAUAAUUUUUUAUUACCGCAAUUUUUAGCCUGCUCCCUUUACUUAACGUUGUUAAAUAAUCCCUUCAUCCAGAGUCCUAAACUAUUAUUUUUAACUUUUCUUUUAUUUACCUGAAGCAGUCAAAGGAACAUGCUUUUCAGAUAUGUUAUUCACAUUUACUGAGCAAGAAAGUAUCCAAGUCUUAUCAAAAGAGCAAUUAAUAAUAUAGGUUCUUAAUGCGUUGGAAUUUUUGCCAAGAAAAAGCUACCUGGUUCUUCACAUAAUGAAAUAUGUGCAUCAAGAAAGAAAAAGAACUUCUUGUGUUAAAUGGAGAUGAUGAUAGAGACGAAGAAAUUCUUCUGUUAGACUGAGAUAUUUCCGUCUAACAGAAGGAAGGUGAAGGAGCUAAUCAGAAGAGCUGUACGUAUUUUAGCGUUUCGGCUUUGUAUAUUAUAAACGGUAGCUCCUUUUUGCAUUGAUUGUGGUCACUUGAUUUUUGCUUUUCUUAUUUCUUAAUUUUUUAGGUUUUUAUAUAUAAAAUAAUAUACACUGGAUGGUGUAAUUUUCGAUGAAACAUAACACGUGUAAGUCAGGUAUAUUAUUAAACUGCUUCUGUACAGCAAACAACCAGGAAAAAAUAAUAUUUUACUGUAUGCACACCUGAUUAGCUUAACACUUACGGUGGAAGGAGCUAGUCAGAAGAGCUAUACGCAUUUAGCGUAUGAGUUCUGUGCGUUAUGCAGUUGAAUUCCCUUGAUAAAAAUACGUACACUUGGUUAGUUUGACAUUUUAGGUGGAAGGAGCUAGUCAAAAGGGCUGUGCGCUCUUUGUGCAUGAGUCCUGUACUUUAAGUGCAAGUUUUUUUAAAAAAAGAACCUCGUUUGGCUGCAGUGCUUUAAAGUAUGCCUGUCUUAUGCUUUUUAUGUGGUCAUUUACAUAGAUUUAGAUUUAAACUGAGCAACAUGUAAAUAGCUUUUUUGUAAAAAUUUAUAAGUAAUAUAUACAUACACUAGUCGUUACUCCUGGAAAAUUCA
Molecule: messenger RNA, 3177 nt
Organism: Hydractinia symbiolongicarpus
Lineage: Eukaryota; Metazoa; Cnidaria; Hydrozoa; Anthoathecata; Hydractiniidae
Product: organic cation transporter protein-like
Exons: 7
Coding region: 391-1968 (525 amino acids)
Biological process (GO): transmembrane transport
Cellular component (GO): membrane
Molecular function (GO): transmembrane transporter activity
Source: RefSeq, a predicted model, not a curated record